GCGCGUGUUGACUUUGGAAACCCACAGCGUGCUAAUGUGGCUAACGGAGCAGAAGCUGCAGGACGGAACCAUGUCCCGGAGUUCUGGAUCAGAGAAGAGCGGUGGAAAAAGGAGUGAAGAGAACCACAGCAGUGACCAUGAACUCAGACUUGUGCUCAUUGGUCGGACAGGCUCAGGAAAGAGCGCUACAGGAAACACCAUCCUUGGCCGACAUCAUUUCCAGUCAGAGCUGAGAGCAAGCUCAGUGACGCAGGUGUGUGAGCAGGGAAGUGCUGAGUUACCCGAGGAUGAGUUUGAUAAAAACUCCAAGGUACUGGUAGUGGACAUGCCGGGAUUUGGAGACACUCGAUCAGAUCCCAACGAGGUUCACACAGAGAUGGCCAAAUGUGUGGUGCUGAGUGCUCCUGGUCCUCACGCCUUUCUGCUGGUUAUUCAGCUGGGACGCUACACAGAAGAUGAACACCGAGGGGCUCAGGAGAUGCUGCGACUGUUUGGGGAGUCUGCUGUACAGCGCCACACAAUAAUUGUAUUUACCCAUGGGGAUGAUUUGGAAGAAAGUGGUGGAGAUUUGGAGUUAUUUCUGGGUCAGGAUGCUCCAAAAGCUUUGAGAUCUUUACUGGAAAUCUGUGGAAGAAGAUACCAUGUCCUGAACAACAGGAAGUUGGAGAACAGGAAGCAGGUGAAGGAGCUGCUCAGAAAAGUGGAGAAGAUGGUGGAGGAUAAUGGAGGGCAGUAUUACACUAGCGCAAUGUUCCAGCAGGCAGAGCUUGCUAUCCGUGAGGAACAAGAGAGGCUGAUGAGCCAGGGCGCAAACAUUGAGGGGGCACUGGAGUUGACCAAGAGGAGGAGGAAAGAUUGUGAGGAGAGAUCAGUUGAGAGGGGGUGGUUACUAAAGGAAGGAUGGCAGAAAUGGAAAAAGAGAGAGAUGAGACGAGGAAGGCGUGGGCUAGAGUCUUUCCGCACUGAAGCAGCACUUUCACCAAAGGUUCUAGAGAGGGUGAAAGUGUUAGUGGCAGCUGGAGCUACAGGAUUUGCAGUGGGGGCAGUUUGUGGUGCUGUUGCCCCUUUUGCUUUGGCAGCAGGAGCCUCUGUGAUGGGUAGUUCAGUGGGUAUCACUGCAGGUGUGGCUGGGAAAACAGCUGCAGCUGUAGGGGCAGCAAUGGGAGGUGUGGUCGGUGGGGCCAGUGGGGUAUUAGUUGGAGCAGAAGCCGCAGCACCUGGGGAGGCAGCACUAGACACUAUGAAGCAGGUAGGUCUGAUGGGGGUCACAGUGGUGAGUGGAGCUGCAGUGGCAGGUGGAGCAUUGGGUAUGGGUGCAGGACUUGUGGGAGCAGGGCUUGAGGGUGGUGCUGCAAUAACCGGUGCUGAAACAGUUAACAUAGCUAAUGCUGGAGCUAUAGCUGCACCAGAGGCACUUGGGAGUGCUGUCGUGGAGGGUAUAGCAACUAGCAGUGCUCUAACAGGUGCAGUGGGAAGAAGCAGUUGCAUUCUAGCAGCAGUGACAGAGAUCGGAAGAGUCGCAGCUGGGGCGGUGCUGGCUGGAGGCCUGGUAGUGAAGGUGGUGAAGGAGAAAGUUCAUUCGGUGACUGGAUGCACAGAGAGAAAGUCAUAUGAGAUGUACUGGAAUAAAUGAGUUGCAGUACGAAGUAGACAUGCUGACUUUGUAGUAUUCAAUUGCAGUGCUAGCCUAAGCUUUCAUUUCUAUACAGCCAUCAUUAGCUGCAAUUUUCCUCGCUAAAAUAAACUUACAGUCUGGAUUUUUAGAGUUUGGCCUUUGCAGCCAAGAGAGCUACCCAGUAUACUUGUACAUCGUUAACUUAGUAACUAACACAAGCUAGUAACUCACAUUCACUGACUGAAAGAGUUGGCUAUCUACCAUAGUUUUACAUACACAGUCCUGUCUGGAGAACAUGGAGUAUUACCUUCUCCAAGGAAGACAUGCUUGAUGCUCCCUCAGAAGAAACUUUAGAAGAUGGAACUUCUCAUUUUAAUCUUGAGAAGCCUUGAGACUUAACCCUGAGAAACAAUUCUCUGUCCAAAAAUGCUGGAAGUGAAAACAUGCACAGUGAUAAUACAGCUAGCCUGUGAGCCCUCAGCACAAAUUGACUCAUGAACUUGUGUUUUAUAUUUGAUCAGUUCUCAGAGUGCCUUUUUAUUUUGUAUAUGAGCUAUGUACUUAACCUUUAUUGGCUUCAUUAAUCAGUAUUAAACAUUUUUAUACAUAUUUCUUGAAUGAAAAUCUACACUCCAUUAAGACAAAAAAACUUAGCACAUAGUUUUUGUAGUUCUGAGGAAGACUAUAUGCAUCGUAUGCAAACAUCCAUCCAUCCAUCCAUCCAUAAGCACUUCUCCUGUGCAGGGUCGCGGGUGAGCUGGAGCCUGUCCCAGCUGACUAUGGGCGAGAGGCGGGGUUCACCCUGGACAAGUCACUAGAUCAUUGCAGGGCUGACACGAAGAGAGAGAAACAACCAUUCACACUCAUUCACACCUAUGGUCAAUUUAGAGCCACCAAUUAUCCUAACCUGCAUGUCUUUGGACUGUGGGGGAAACCCACACAGACACAGGGAGAACAUGCAAACUCCACACAGAAAGGCCCCCCCGUCAGCCACUGGGCUCAAAUCCAGAGCUUUCUUGCUGUGAGGUGACAGUACUAGCCACUACACCAUCGUGCCGCCUAUAUGCAAAUAGCAUUUUCAUAGAUAUAUUCACCAAUUACAAUUUUUCCUAUUAUUUGAUCCAUGAAAUUGCUUUAAAUCCAAAGUGAAGGAAAAAGUGUUGCUUUACUUAAAUGGAAUGCUCAUAACAAUGUGCCUUACAAUAAAGCAGAACAAUAAAGCAUGCAAAUAAA
This is a messenger RNA of Neoarius graeffei (lesser salmon catfish), 2848 nucleotides long. Its product is annotated as GTPase IMAP family member 4-like. Gene Ontology annotation, molecular function: GTP binding. NCBI's taxonomy places the organism in Eukaryota, Metazoa, Chordata, Actinopteri, Siluriformes, Ariidae. The record is from RefSeq and is a predicted model, not a curated record. The coding region runs from base 35 to 1633 and encodes 532 amino acids. The transcript has 2 exons.